CUGAGGGCGGAGGAGCAGCGGGUUCCCCGGGCUCUCUACUUUCUGGACUGCCGGACCGGUGCGGACGUCGCUCACCUCGCCGCCAUGGCGCCGCUGCAGCAGAGAGGAGCCUGCGCCGUCCAGGCUGCGCUGAUCCUCCUCAUCCAUCUGCUGGAGCCCAGCGGGCUGCGCGCCUUCAACCUGGACGCCCGGCAUGCGAUCAGGAAAGACGGGGAGCCGGGCUCUCUCUUCGGCUUCUCCCUCGCCUUGCACCAGCAAGUCAACCCCAAUAAAGUCCUGUUGCUGAUCGGCGCUCCCAGAGCCAGGGCUUUAAAUAAACAAACAUCCAGUGAGACUGGUGGCCUUUUUAAAUGUGAAAUCAAUGAGAUCAAUAACUGUGAGCGUGUUGAAUUCGAUAACGAUGAGGACCCACUUAAGGAGAGUAAAGAGGACCAGUGGAUGGGUGUGUCUGUGCAGAGUCAGGGGCCAGGUGGAAAAGUCGUGACGUGUGCACAUCGAUAUCAAAAGCGUCUGACAGAAUCCCAGUCGGUCCUUGGGCGCUGCUACUUCUUCAGUCAGGAUUUGACCAUCGACUCGACAUCUGAUAUGGACGGGGGUGACUGGAAAACCUGUGAAAACAGGUUCGGAGACACAGAUCAUCUCCAGUAUGGGGUCUGUCAGCAGGGUCUGGGGGUCACCUUCACCAAGGACUACCAUUAUGUGGUGUUUGGAGCCCCAGGAGCCAAAAACUGGCAAGGGCUUGUGCAGGUGACCCAACAAAACAGCACUUUGUUGGAUAUGGAAAUAUAUGAUGAUGGACCAUAUGAGUUUGUGGAACCUGAAAAGACUGUCGUAGAAGCCCACAGCUACCUUGGGUUCUCGCUCGACACGGGGCACCGCAUCAUGAGGAACCGCAACCUGACCGUGGUGGCAGGAGCACCAAGAGCCCAUCACAAGGGAGCUGUAGUCCUGCUGAGCAAAGACUCUGGACAACUCCGGGUGAAGGACCUGCUGGACGGGCCGGGACUAGCGUCCUCAUUUGGAUACGACGUGGCUGUGGUCGACCUGAAUGGUGAUGGAUGGGAGGACAUUGUCGUGGGAGCUCCUCACUUCUACGUGAAGAGCCGAGACGUCGGUGGAGCGGCUUUUGUUUAUAUCAACAGACCUGAAGGGUGGAAUAAGGUCACUCCUAUCCGUCUAAACGGCACCAAAGAUUCGAUGUUUGGAGUGGCGGUGGAAAACAUAGGGGACGUUAAUAAGGACUCAUUUAACGAUAUUGCAGUUGGAGCUCCGCAGGAUGAUGAGGGAGUGGGAAAAGUCUAUAUUUAUCAUGGAUCUGCAGAAGGGAUCAAAACAAGCCCUGCACAGAUCCUUUCAGGCAGAGAGCACAACAUCCGCUUUUUUGGAUAUUCUCUGGCAGGAAACAUGGACCUGGAUGGUAACUCUUAUCCAGACCUGGCUGUGGGAUCUCUGUCAGAUGCAGCUUUAAUUUACAGAGCAAGGACAGUUGUCAACAUCAGGAAAAAUGUUAUAGUAUCUCCCGAGGAAAUUGACCCCAGUAAUGGCUGUAAUAACCGCUUUUGCUUCACUGUGAAAGCUUGCUUCAGCUACACAGCAAAUCCUAAAUCCUACAGCCAGCGGCUCAUAAUCAGCUAUUCCAUAGAGACAGAUGGAGAAAGCAGGAAAAAAGGGCUGAACUCCAGGGUGAUUUUUCUGAACAAAUCUGCUGAAUCGGACACGUGGUUCAACAACACCUUAGAGCUCAGGGGCCAAAAUAGAGAAAGCUGCGUCAGCGUCAAUGUCGGGCUUAAGGAGAAAAUUCAGGACAAGAUGAGCGGCAUUCUCAUCGAGGUUUCUGCAGAAAUUAUCGAAGCGAAAGGCAAGAAGACAGAAAAUGGUCUUCCUCGGCUGAUGCCGGUUUUAGACGCCGCCCAGCCAAGCAGAGCUGUCGCAGAGGUAACCUUUCUCAAGGAGGGAUGUAGAGAUAAAAGGAUUUGCUUUAGCAAUCUGCACAUGAACUACAGUCUGUACUACAAAGAGAUCAGCCAGGAUAUAUUCUCCCCGUUGCCCAAAAGUGCCGACAACGUCCCUGAGUUCGUCAAGAGUUACGAGAAGAGGGACUUGUUUGUGGGGGUGACGGUCACCAAUGAAAACCAAGACGAUGCCUACGAAGCGAAGCUUGUGGGGAAAUUCCCAGACACCCUGUCGUACGCUGGAGUUCGGCCCACAACUAUCAUCUGUACUGCCAACCAAAACGGAUCUGAAGCCGAGUGUAAGCUGGGAAACCCCUUCAAGAGAAACUCAGAGGUCACCUUUUACAUCAUCCUGAGCACCACGGCUAUAACACUCAGCGCCACUGAGAUUGAGAUUGAUCUGCAGCUCCAAACGACCAGUACUCAAAAUAUUUCUCCUGUGAAAGUAAAGAGUAAAGUGAAAAUUGAACUUCCUUUGACAUUGAGCGGGGAAGCCCAACCCAAUCAACUAUCUUUCGGAGGUGUUGUGAAAGCAGAAACUGCAAUGAAGACAGAAGAAGAGGCUGGAAGUUUGAUUAACUUUACUUUUAGGAUAAACAACUUGUGGAAGCCUUUGGCCCAUCCUCUCAAUGCCUCGCUGCACAUUAAGUGGCCCAAAUACAAUAAAGAUGGGAAAUGGCUUCUUUACCUGGUGAAGGUCACAUCUCAUGGACAGGAGAACGUCGUCUGCUUGCCUCAAUCUGAAAUCCACUCGCUCAAAAGCAUUUGGGAGAGUUCUCCAUCACGCGCAAAACGGGACGUGGUCGAGAAAGAAAGGAAACUUGGUGGCCAAAUCGCUUUUCAUUCAAAAUAUAACAUUUUGUCCUGUAGAGGGAAAAACAAAUGUGUGGUGCUACAGUGCCCUCUGCAGGGAAUUGAUGGUACUGCAGUCGAGCUGAGAUCUCGUUUGUGGAACUCCACCUUUAUUGAGGAAUACGCCUCCUUUCCAACCACAGUUUUGGAUGUGGAGGCCUCGCUCGUGCUUACCUCUCAGGCUCAGAACAUAUUCCUGAAGUCUCCUGACUUUACUGUGAAGGUCCUCGUGUCGCCCGACAGCGAGGUGGCUCAGUUCGGAGUUCCCUGGUGGAUCAUUCUGAUGGCGGUUCUGGCCGGGGUCCUGAUUUUGGCCUUGAUGGUGUUUGUGUUAUGGAAGUGCGGAUUCUUCAAGCGCUCCAAACAAGAGGACAGCGUACCUCGCUACCACGCAGUGCGGAUCAAAAAGGAGACCCCAGCUUACGUCGAUGGAAAAGCCGAGUCUGAGGCUUUUGAGAAGAAGCAGUGGAUGACGACGUGGAUCGACAAUUACAGCUGCUAACGAAUGUUUUAUCUCCUGAGGAUUCUGGGUUUGACCCACUGAACUUUCAUUUUUUAUUUUUAAAUUCAGUGUUUUUCAUUCUAAAUUUGGGUUCAAGACAAUCAAUUUACACACUGUAUAAAUGAUGCUGUAUAUAUUUAAAUAUUUCUGCACAUUUUGUAUUUAUUUUUUUAUAUGAAAAUAGCCAUGUAACCAAAGCCUUUUUUGGAGCAAGUUUACUGCUGUUACUGGUGCUGUACUGUGUUU
Fundulus heteroclitus (mummichog) is the source of this 3552-nucleotide messenger RNA. It is a transcript of the gene itga6a, whose product is annotated as integrin, alpha 6a. Gene Ontology annotation, biological process: cell adhesion mediated by integrin; leukocyte migration; cell-cell adhesion. Bases 85 to 3306 code for a protein of 1073 amino acids. Gene Ontology annotation, molecular function: integrin binding. Gene Ontology annotation, cellular component: integrin complex; external side of plasma membrane. The record is from RefSeq and is a predicted model, not a curated record. Lineage: Eukaryota; Metazoa; Chordata; Actinopteri; Cyprinodontiformes; Fundulidae. The transcript is spliced from 25 exons.